Molecule: messenger RNA, 1601 nt
Organism: Eutrema salsugineum
Lineage: Eukaryota; Viridiplantae; Streptophyta; Magnoliopsida; Brassicales; Brassicaceae
Product: tRNA (guanine-N(7)-)-methyltransferase non-catalytic subunit wdr4
Exons: 10
Coding region: 239-1519 (426 amino acids)
Biological process (GO): RNA (guanine-N7)-methylation
Cellular component (GO): cytosol; nucleus; tRNA methyltransferase complex
Molecular function (GO): protein binding; tRNA (guanine(46)-N7)-methyltransferase activity
Source: RefSeq, a predicted model, not a curated record
UAUAUCCGAACAAGGCCGUAAAUCGUGCAAAGGCCCAUUAGCUAAAGCUUUCGGUUUACGGCCCAAUUUAGCGUGCCCAAAAUAACUGAAAGCAGUCUUUCCCACGCGCAUCUGAUCUGAGGAGAGAAAACGAUUAGACUAACAUCCAAACAGUUGCAAAUAUAUAAAAUCAUCGAUUUCUAUUUUGUGGCGGCUUUUUUCGCCAACUGCUUAAACCCUAAAACUACGCUGUGUAACAAUGGAAGAAUCUCACAUAGAAGAAGGAGAAAGCCAGAAUAAAUUCGAGGUUGCUCCUGCAUUGAUAUCCGUUCACCCAUCUCAGAAAUCUGUCGCUGUCACUGUCGGGUCGGAUCUUCGUGUAUUCGAUCUUAUAGAGAGUUGUGCUGUUAAUUUGGUGGAUGAAUCUGAUGGGCCUUUCCGCAAAGAUUCCAUUAGAGCUAUUCGCUAUGGUGCAAGUGGAAAGCUUUUCGUGUCUGCAGGGGAUGACAAGCUCGUUAAGAUUUGGUCUGCAGAGUCUUGGCGCUGCCUUUACACCGUAUGCUCUGAGAAGAGAGUCAGCGCAGUUGCUAUAAGCAGCGAUGAUUCACAUGUUUGCUAUGCGGACAAGUUUGGUGUUGUAUGGGUGGUCGAGCUUGAUGGGAUCAAUGAGGGUGAAGUCUUACCUAGUAAAAAGGGUGCGCCGCUGCUUUCCCAUUAUUGUAGUAUUAUUACUAGCCUGGAGUUCUCCCCAGAUGGUCGAUAUAUUCUUAGUGCAGAUCGGGACUUUAAGAUAAGGGUAACGGUUUUUCCUAAGAAGCCUCUAGAAGGGGCUCAUGAAAUACAGAGCUUUUGUCUUGGACAUACAGAGUUUAUCACCUGCAUAGCCUUUGUCUGGAAUCCAGAGCUUACCCAAGGAUACCUCAUGUCUGGAAGUGGAGAUUCAACUGUUCGACUGUGGGAUAUUACAUCCGGGUCUCUUCUCGACACAUGCGAAAUUACUACAUUGACAGGACAUUCCGAAUCUAAUGAAAGCGAGCCGCCGGCACAAGUCACAGUAACGGAUAUAUGCACUAUCUCAAAUUCUUCUCUUGCAGCAGUGGCUAUCCAAAGCUUUCAAGGAACAUUGUUGUUAAGCUGUGAUUUAUUAGCCCAUACUCUCUCUAUCACAAAGGUGAUAAAAAUCCCUGGAGAAAGUUUCAUUCCCACAAGUAUCUCUGUAAGCACAUCUACAAGGUUACUAUGGAUGGUAUCAGGAGCCUCGAACCUACCUGGUUCGAACCACCCUGGUUUUUCAAGGGUUCGGGCCAUCUCGUUGGUGGAGACGGAGCCAUCUUCAAUCCUUGAAGAUGAGCAGAUCCCUGGAGGGUCAAAACUGUUGGAGCAGUUGCAGGGUAAAGUUGCAAUAGAAGAGAGUGUGAUGAGUGCUGCAGCAGAAGCAGUGAGAGAAGCAAUGUCUAGCCUUUUAAUGAAGAAGCAAUACUCUGAAGAGAAGAGAGAGUUCAGAAAAAGAACCAGAAAUGAUAAGAAAACCACACAAUGAUUGCAUCUUUCCCAAAUUGUUUUCGGCUUAUUAUUAUGUACUGUUGUUUUGUGACGCUCAGAGUAACGAUAACUUCAAAAUA